Anneissia japonica is the source of this 1519-nucleotide messenger RNA. Its product is annotated as aromatic-L-amino-acid decarboxylase-like. The transcript has 3 exons. The record is from RefSeq and is a predicted model, not a curated record. Gene Ontology annotation, molecular function: aromatic-L-amino-acid decarboxylase activity; pyridoxal phosphate binding. Lineage: Eukaryota; Metazoa; Echinodermata; Crinoidea; Comatulida; Comatulidae. Gene Ontology annotation, biological process: carboxylic acid metabolic process; catecholamine metabolic process; serotonin biosynthetic process. The coding region runs from base 11 to 385 and encodes 124 amino acids.
GCAGAUUCCUAUGGGACGGCGAUUCCGAUCGCUGAAAAUGUGGUUUGUUUUUCGCCUGUUUGGAAUUGAGGAGCUUCAGAAUCAUGUUAGAAAACACGUACAGUUAGCCCACCAUUUUGAGACGCUGGUUAUGUCGGAUUCUCGUUUUGAGAUUGUGAGCCCUGUAGUUUUGGGAUUGGUGAGCUUUAGGUUAAAGGGACCAGAUAAACGGAAUGAAGAGUUACUGAAGGCAAUAAAUGAGAGUGGUAAGCUACAUAUGGGCCCGUCAAACCUGAAGGGUCGUUAUCACUUGAGGUUUGCAAUCUGCGCCGCGUCCACAGAGACUAAACAUGUGCAGUUUGCUUGGGAGGUUAUUAAGGGAAUCACAGACACUUUGGGUAAAUAAGUGGGCACUUGGCUGGAUGGUGUAAGCGUAUACACAGCAAAAAUGUACUGUUCAAUUAUAUUCAUGCAUUUCUUAUCUUAAGUUACAGUAUAAUUAUUGAUUUGCCACUUAAUAUAUUCAGCACAAGACGUAUGAGUUACUUUUAAAUCAGUUUUUUGGAAAAAAAAGAAGAUAUUCUUAGUAUUUUACCUAGUAGUAUUUAUAAAAAAAUAGUGUUGAAACCAUACUCAAAAACCUUUUAAAUAACAAAAUCAACUUGGACACAAACAAAUAUAAUUCAUAUUAUGAAAUCCAAAAAUUAGCUUUUUUUUCCUGGAAUUUGUAGAUGGUAUGCUCUAACUUAAGACCUGGUCUCAAUUAGUACACCAAAAUAUAUUUUCAUCUGGUUUUGUCAAACUCAAAAGCAAAACACAAUUAAGUUAAGCCUCGGUCACCAACAGACCCGUAAACCACAACUCCUCUAGUCAACUCCAGUAUUGAUUAUUAUUAGAUUUUUUUUUUUGGAAAUGGAAAAUUUAUGCUACACGGUAUAUUAUAUAAUAAUCUAGUUAAGCCUUCUGUAAUAGAAAAAGUUAGCCUGGUUCACUUAUUUAAAAUGUAAAUAAUAUAAUAGCAUUAUAUUGCUAACAUGAUUGUACUAACAAUUUAGAUCUAUAAUAGCAAAAUAAAUAAUAACUAAUAAUUACAAAGAAAAGUUUAUUUAGCACAUUGUAUAACAUAUGUUUAAAUGGAGGAGCUUCAAGAUUUUUGAAAACUAUACUGUCAAAACAUUUUUAUGCCAACUUGUUUUAAAGUUGGUUAUACAGCCGAUAAUAAGGAAAUAAUCUUUUAACAUUUAGUGAGAUCUAACAGGUACGGUAAAUUAAAUCUUGCUGCAGCUAAAAUUUGGGUUGUUAUAUUUGUAGUUAUUCAUGAACAACAUGCUCCUUGCUUUUUUUUCACAUUAAGCUGAAUUAUUCGAGAUAACGGAAGAUAUUAAUCUCAUAUACUGUAAUGUUUGUCGUUAACAAUCAUUAUGUAUGAAUGCAUGGAAUGUUGGUAUAAGAGGAAAGGUAUGGUCAAUUUUAAAUAAUUAAUACGAAAAGGUUGAAAGUAACGUUAAAUUUGGGUCAAUUGAAACUGACUAUUUCGAAG